Aspergillus thermomutatus is the source of this 942-nucleotide messenger RNA. RefSeq lists its product as uncharacterized. The record is from RefSeq and is a predicted model, not a curated record. The transcript is spliced from 3 exons. Bases 1 to 942 code for a protein of 313 amino acids. Lineage: Eukaryota; Fungi; Ascomycota; Eurotiomycetes; Eurotiales; Aspergillaceae.
AUGGAUGCUAGUGAUGACUCUUCGUUCUAUCUGUAUGGUAUGGGCGAGAGGCCCGAGGCCCUUACCCUCGGAUCGUUGGUCCUAGAAAGAUACUGGGAACCACUGGUUGCAAGACAUUAUACGCACGAGUUACUGAGCCAGGAAGCACUCCAGGAGUACGCCUACGUCAGCAAUAUCUCCAACGUGAUCUUCCACGGACGCUCUCGCCUGACACCUGCCGUCGGCCUCAGUGGCGGGGAUAUCAUCGACCUCACUCUCGCCUGGAAUAAGGAUUCUGAGCGCAUUGUAGUAGCAAGGAAGGGAGCGCGAAUAAUCCUGAAGGAUCCUGAAGAAUUCCUGGUAACAUCCGUCCUGAGCAACCCUAAGGCACAGGAGAAGCUCAAACUAUGGCUUUCAGCCGCUCGGAGUGCCUACGUCCUGAACUUUAAGUUCGCACGUCGGCCGAAGGUCUGGAUGCUGACUGGUCUGUAUCUCCUCGAAGAUGCGCGUACAAUGGUCUCUCGCCAUAACUCCAGUAAGUUAUCAGCAGGGGUCUCGGCUUCCCUCGUCGGUGCGGUAUCAAGCGUACCUGUGGGCGGGUCUUUGAGUCUCGGGGAGGGCACUUCCUGGGAGAUGACCAUGGAACUGACCGAGCAGCAUGUUUGGGCUGCCCAGUACCGCUUACUAGAUGCUCGUUUUGUCAAGGUUGGCAAGGGAGGUGCGGAUAGUGUGAAGCUACCGCUUUCCAUGGGGUUGUAUCGUGAUGUCUUGUCAGUGAACACUGUUAGAGGCGCGGAAACCGACGAAGUGGAAUUAGAAUUGAAGGGUGAGAAGCAGGCCAUUGACGAAUCGGGCCAGGAUGUGGAGGAGGAUCAGGAUAGUGAAGAGCUGGAGGCGUAUGAAAAGCGAUUAGAGGAGGCCAUUUCUGUUUUUGAGAAGGCUCCGUCGCAUUUUUUGAAGUGA